Molecule: messenger RNA, 975 nt
Organism: Colletotrichum truncatum
Lineage: Eukaryota; Fungi; Ascomycota; Sordariomycetes; Glomerellales; Glomerellaceae
Product: thioesterase family protein
Source: RefSeq, a predicted model, not a curated record
AUGAUGACCUCCACAUCAGUCGAGCAACUCUUACCGUUCGCUGAAGCGACAAGAGUAACUAAACUAAAUUCGAAUGUCUAUGGUGCCAAGCUUGCGUCUGCUUGGUGCAUUGGUUCAGUACCAAAUGGCGGCUACGUGGCAUCGGUAAUUCUGCAGGCUGCAUCACUCCAUCUCGCAGCUCGCGGUCAACCAGAUACAAUAUCAGCUCACUUCGAGUAUGUGAACCGUACAGAAGUCGGCCCCGCGAUCUUGGUGGUUGACGAGGUAAAACUCGGGCGAACGCUCUCGACGUUGCACAUCACUCUCUAUCAGCAUGACCUCCAGUCUUCAGAACCUUGGAUUGGCUCCAAUUCGCGUAAAAAUGUUGUGGCUUAUCUCACCAACACUUCCAUAAGCCUUGAGAAGGGUCUCACGCUCGACAGCGGUUGGGCAAUGACACCACCAUUGAAACCGGUUAAUUUCACCCUCCUUACGCUUGAUAAUGACCCGCACUGGGUCAUGAUGGGUCAGAAGACAGCCCGAUCAAUCUCAUUCGCUCGCGCCCAUCAUAAUGUAGAGCAUUAUGUCCCCCGUGAAGGUGUCCGUCGCGGGAUGGCGGACAUGUGGCUUCGUCUAAAAGGGGGUCAGAAAUUUACGAACGCCGCUCUCGGCUAUGUUGCCGACGCGUACCCGACCAUUAUAGAGGGUUGGAGACCCCGUCGUGAUGAAGAACAGACUCCUUUUCGUUCUGACGAGAUGUUUUGGUAUCCGACGCUUACGUUGAAUUUGGACGUGAAGAGGGGUCUGCCUGAAACUGGAGUCGAAUGGCUUUUCAUUCGAACCAUGGCAAAGGUUAUUCGAAAUGGCAGAUUAGACUUGGAAGUUAUCGUACUAGAUCAAGACCAAAACGUGGUGGCACUCAGUAAUCAUGUUAAUAUGGUCCUCUCAGCAGAACGGAACCUGAAGGAGCGAAGCCACGCAAAACAGAAGCUUUGA